UGGGCUGUUUGAACUUACGUAUGCGUCAACCAGUUAUUCUUUUUAAUAAAUCUCUACCAAUACUUAUGUGGACUAAUGUUAACAUAUAAUAAAUGAUACCUUGUCAGCGUAGACCGAAAUAUCUUCUUGAUGUGCAAUUCUACUCCUAGGACACUUUUACAGUGAACCAAACUUACGCGUCCCUCCAAUAACGAAGCUUACGCGGCAAAAUAACCCGAUUUCAUAAAGAACUGAAGCACCUGGCUGCUGUCUGUUACUCGACGCUGAUUAGAACAAUGGGCAUUUCUCUUGCCUAAAGUCAUGCGUCUGAACACUGAGCUGGCAUCUGGGUGAAGUGUAGUGGGCAGCACUCAGCCGUGCCAGACUGUGGUGGUGCUGAAGAGCUGCUGUUACGGUGAUCCCGUCGCCCAGUGCCGGGCUCUUCAUGCUGCAGUAGCGGCCACACAUGACUCACUAAGGGUCGCGUUUCGGAAAGCUCAUCCUUGAAUCUGGCUAAACUUUUCUUUUGAAGGAAAUAAUUUUUUUUUUGCUAGCUUUGGGCACAUGAUGAAAUCCAGUCAUGGCCCCUGAGAGGUGAAUGAUCUCACAUUACAGCUGUGUAUUAAAGGAAACAAGCUUUAUACCCUCCAUCUUUUCAUCCGAGUCCUCCCUACUUCAAGGAAUAAAUGAUCACCUCAACAAGACGAGUCACUGCAGACAAACCUGAAGUCAGAAUCUGCUUCAGCCUUGAUGAUUCCUCAGAGUUGAAAGAUGCAGUAGAUCAUUUCCCAUCAUUCCCUGACCUGGAGCAACGGCUGCAGCCGGUGUUACCAUGCCAGUCCCUGAAGGAGUCUGUCCAAGUCUACAGAGACCACUGCAAAAUGGCCAAAGAGUUUCACCAGGUUAAAACAGAAAUUGAUCUGCUGGAAGACAGAAAGAGGGAACUGAUAGCGGAACUAGCGGAAGAUGAGCGGGUGAUGCUGGAGAUGGCUCGACUGGAGGAAGAGUUUCGCCUGCUGACAGAAGAGAACCGAACCCUUGUCACAGUGUACACGGAACGCACUCAACAGCUUGCCACUUUGCGCGUGGCUAAUCAGAAAAGGCAGGGCUCCUCAUGACCCGUGACCUUUUCCAGAAAGGCGAGUAGGGUCGUAAGGCCAAGGAUGUCAUGUUGGUAAUAAUAAACAGUUGAGCUAGUUGUAUCAGGCUAUGUAUUGAAGUUCCACCAGCUGAACAUAGGGGUACAAGAUGGAUCACUAGCACUUACAGUUUCUUUGGUUCAUCUGAAAAGACCCAGGAAUUCUUUUGGUAUUGAUAUGUUGCCCUCUGCACCAUUUAUAAACAAUGUUCCAUUUUUAUUUUAGAUGUCACCUUUGUUUAGUCUUUGUUUGUACUUCAGAUAAGAUAUAGUACAAUGACCUUGUCAUAGAGCUUAGCUUUGGUACAGUUACACAGGCAGAACAGAAGCUUUAGUGAAUGCUACAGAACCAAUUAGAAAACCAAAUGGUUUGAUUCUCAGUAUACAUGUAAAAUAUAAACUCUACGCAUUAUUGACCCCUUUUACAGACAUUCUUGGCUGAAUGAUGUUGCAUAACAUAUGUGAACAAAUUGGCAUGGCUAAGGACAGACUGGGUAAGCUGCAUUUUUAGUCAGAUGAGGGUCAGUGGUUAAGAGGUCCACACUGAAGACCAGAGGCUGUCCAAUCUGAUCCUCAUUUGAACUCUGAGUCAGGGCUUCUCUAUUGUGUACACAGUAUAUGCAGUUGUACUGAAUGACUAAAAAUAUACCAUAUAACAUAAAGUAACUGAUUGCAUAUUGCUGUAACAGUACUAUACUGCAAUUAUGAAUUGCAGCAAAGCUACACACACACAAAACCUCCACUGGGAUGGUAAGCAAGACAGUUCACUAUAAAAGCCACAAUUGAAUUCAAUAAACACAUAUAGAGAAGAGUCUUAGACUGCAGUGGAGGCAUGUUGAUGUUGUGUUACCUUAUGGUCUUACGGCUCUCCAUGCACACCUGCACUAUUACAGCAAGCACUCUGAACCUCCAGCAGAACAGGAUGUUUAUUGGACAAGUCCAAUUAGAGAAUUCUGGCCUGUGAUGGUCAUUACGCUCAGUUCCUGUAUUCACAAAGUUUGUCAGAGCAGGAAUUGAGCUCUAAAAUCAAAAUUCACACUUCCUCCAUGACUACUAUAAGUUGUGUGACUGCUCAAGGGGCAAUUCUCCUGGAAUACAUUUUUUGAAAAUGGGUCCUUGGCAGUGGUGGGGGACUAGGAGGGUUUUAGUGUAGACCAGUGUCUUCACAUGUGUGGACCCAAGUCAUUCUCUUUAACUAAUGUUAUCUUUUUUGUUUGUUUGUUUACUGAGAGUGUCUGAAAAGUGUGACUGAUGUAUUUUCCUUUUUACUCAAGAUGUGUUCUAAGUUGUGUUUUCUCAUUAUAUGUCUGGAGUUUGAUAUUGGGCAGUGUUAAACUGCAGUGUCUAUACAGUGUUCCUACCUUUUGGAGAAUAAAGAUAAAUGUAUGGUUGUGUUA
Molecule: messenger RNA, 2514 nt
Organism: Electrophorus electricus (electric eel)
Lineage: Eukaryota; Metazoa; Chordata; Actinopteri; Gymnotiformes; Gymnotidae
Source: RefSeq, a predicted model, not a curated record